AUGGAUGCCGCUGACAAAGUUAUGGAGCCGAGCAGCUGCAGCCGGCCAGAGGUCGAAGCAGAGAAGCGUGAUUACGGCCUGACUCUGCCUGCGCAGACAGCCAAUCUCAGAGUCACGGUGGAAGGGAACGUUUUUACGGUGGACAGGGCUACGCUGGCGCGGGGCAGCGAGUAUUUCCGAGCUCUUUUCCGGUCGGGGAUGAGGGACUGCCAGCAGGAGGAGGUGGAUUUAAAGGGACUGAGCGCUCGCGGCUUUGCGAUCGCGCUCCGUGUCAUGAGGGGUGAGAGACCCGUGCUGAACGACAAUGAAAUCGAGGAAGCCGUCGAGUGUGCCGCGUUCCUUCAGGUCGAGCCUCUGGUUAAGCAUCUCCUGGACGCAGUCAAUUCUGAUAACUGCGUUCUCGUGUAUCACACCGCGGCCGCCUACGGGCUGCUUGAGCUUUACCACGGUGUCGCUCUGUUCAUCCGAGACAUGUACCACGACCUAAGAGAGGAUGUGAAAUAUCUGCCAGAGGAUCUCAUUGAAUACGUGGAGUCCUUGACCCCCAGCACAUUCGUAGCAGUUGGGACACACACCAGCUGCACGGAGUCGGAGCUGUGUCAUGCCGCCACAAGAACCAUCUGCUACUUGGACGAAGAUGAAGAGGACUGGAAAGUUCUGACUCACUUACCCAUGGAGGCCAGCACCUCUAUGGCCGGUGUGACGGUCCUGGACAACAAACUGUACGUGGUCGGGGGUGUGAGCGGGGUCCACAAGCAAGCCGUGGAGUCGUGCUUCUGCUAUGACGCGGUGACAGACACCUGGAGCAAGUUAGCCAGUCCGCAACAGCUUCGCUACAACUUCUCCCUGGUGGGCCAGGGGGAUCACCUCUACGCAAUUGGAGGAGAGUGUGAGAGAAGAGUCAUGUCUUCAGUGGAAAUGUACUGUGUUUCCACAGGCGUGUGGUCCUUCGCCUCUCAUCUGCCUCGGCCGGCGGCGGGUGCGGCGUGUGCCAAGGCCAUGAGCAGGAUAUUCGUGUGCCUGUGGAAGCCGAUGGAAACCACGGACAUCUACGAGUACGUUCCCGGCACAGACGAGUGGGCGCUCGUCACCACGCUGAUAAGGCACCAGAGCUACGGGCACUGCAUGGCGGGCCACAGAGACAACCUUUACGUGAUGCGGAACGGCCCCUCGGAUGAUUUCCUGAGGUGCAUGAUGGACUGUUACAGUCUCACCUCCGGCCAGUGGACGGCCAUGCCCGGCCACUACACCAACAGCAAAGGCGCUCUGUUCACUGCGGUGGUGAGGGGUGACUCCGUGUUCACCGUAAACAGGACAAUGACGUUGGAAUACGCCAUCGAGGACAAAAAAUGGAAGCCGAAAAACCAGAUGAGGGGCUUUCCAAGAAGCGGCUCUAUGUGGACGUUUUUACUGAGACUACCAAGGGCAGGCAAACAGCCCGUGGCACACGAUGUGCUGGACACACAGAAAGCCUGA
This is a messenger RNA of Megalops cyprinoides (Indo-Pacific tarpon), 1476 nucleotides long. Its product is annotated as kelch repeat and BTB domain-containing protein 13. Gene Ontology annotation, molecular function: protein binding. Bases 1 to 1476 code for a protein of 491 amino acids. Lineage: Eukaryota; Metazoa; Chordata; Actinopteri; Elopiformes; Megalopidae. The transcript has a single exon. The record is from RefSeq and is a predicted model, not a curated record.